This is a messenger RNA of Spirometra erinaceieuropaei, 3390 nucleotides long. The record is from the annotation of a GenBank genome assembly. NCBI's taxonomy places the organism in Eukaryota, Metazoa, Platyhelminthes, Cestoda, Diphyllobothriidea, Diphyllobothriidae.
AUGCUGGAUUUUGCCAAGGAAGACCGAGCAACUUGUGGUGAAUCAGCAGCAGCAGCACGAGAUAAGGAAAAGGAGGAGGAGGAGGAGGAGGAGGAGGAGGAGGACGAGGAGGAGGACGAGGAGGAGGAGGAAACAAAAGGGGCUUCGUAAGGAAAGAAGGGAACGCUGUUUUUUUAAUUUCCUCAGAAAUUAACUGCGAACUUUGGGUAGAUCAGUAUAUUCUAGGUCUACAGGCUUAGAUAGAUAUUUUUUGCAUGAAUAUUUGGGUUGAAAUGCAUCAGCCACAGCCGUAACCGCGUAAUAUUCAUUAACUGCUAGUAGGUCGCUAGCAGUAUAUAUAAAUAUAUAUAUAUAUAUAUAUAGCGGUAGGGGGCGCUCACCGAUCGUUCAUACGGAACUCACUCGUUCCGUUGUGCCUUAAGAGCUCUCUCUCGAGCCCAACCAGCAGCCGCACAGCGGCGCAUGAUACAUAGGCAGAAUGUUAUUCUGCCUAUGUAUCAUGCUCCGCUGUGCGGCUGCUGGUUGGGCUCGAGAGAGAGCUCUUAAGGCACAACGGAACGAGUGAGUUCCGUAUGAACGAUCGGUGAGCGCCCCCUACUGCUGUAUAUUCCGGAUCGAAAACCGACAAGGCAACGGGCUCGUGGCCCGGUGAGUAGAGGCGUUGACUUCUAAACCAACAGGUCGCGAGUUCGAGGCUCGGGUGUUCCACACUUCGGGCUUGGGUAUGGCUGGCUGACGACGGCUAAUAAGCCAGAAAUGGCCAUUCCAGUCUCCCUUGUCUUUGUCGGUAAUGUUAUUCUGCCUAUGUAUCAUGCGCCGCUGUGCGGCUGCUGGUUGGGCUCGAGAGAGAGCUCUUAAGGCACAACGGAACGAGUGAGUUCCGUAUGAACGAUCGGUGAGCGCCCCCUACCGCUGUAUAUUCCCGAUCGAAAACCGACAAGGCAACGGGCUCGUGGCCCGGUGAGUAGAGGCGUUGACUUCUAAACCAACAGGUCGCGAGUUCGAGGCUCGGGUGUUCCACACUUGGGGCUUGGGUAUGGCUGGCUGACGACGGCUAAUAAGCCAGAAAUGGCCAUUCCAGUCUCCCUUGUCUUUGUCGGUAAUGUUAUUCUGCCUAUAUAUAUAUAUAUAUAUAUAUAUAUAUUUACAGGUGAGCCUAACCCCCUGCAGCUCUGUCAUGCAGCGGCAGAAUAUCGGCAAAACAUGCUUGUAUGGGCUUUUGGCUGUUACCUGUGCUGUUAGUCUGUAUCACCUUACCCUAAAGUAUGAUACUAGCUGCCUGUCGACAGUUAACGAAUAUUACGCGGUUACCCGCUGUGGCUGGUGAACUUCGGCCCAAAUAUUCAUACAUUAAAUUCCCACUCUGUGCCUAUAGACCUUGAAUAAACUGAUCUACUCCAAGUUCUAAAUCUCCAAAAGUCUCAAUCUCUCGGAGCACUGUGCCUUGAUAGUCUCCAAAGCACGUAGAACGACCGGGUUUAUCCUCCGAAACUUUAAAACUAGGAACAUUAGAAUGCGCCUUUUCAACAUGUACUUUAGACCGGGUCUGGAAUACUGUUCGUUUUUAUUUAACCUCAUGCGUGCUACUGAGCGGAAGAAAAUUUAAUCCGUUCACCACUUUUUUACCAAGAGAAUUUUAACCCUGGAACACCGAAAUCUGUCUUACCAAGAACUUUGCCGGCCUACCGGCCUUGAUCCUUUAUGGUUCCGUAGAUUACAAAAGGGACUAUUUUUGCUAUCUAAACUCUUAUAUAAUCACAGAUUUAACCCACUCACCUCUUUAAGACAUCAUAUCCACCCACGACGUAUGUAACAGUCACCGUGAGGUCUUCUUAUUUCUGCCUCUGGCACGUGCUGUUAAAUAUCGUCGGUUCCUUUCUGUAAAUGCAAUUGCUAUUUGGAAUAAACUACCCAGGAAUGUAAAAAUCUGAAAAAUUAUCCAUUAUGUAAGAGAACUAUUACUCGAUUUUUGCAUUCAGAAAAACUCCCACAAAUUUUGGGUGCUGAAUCCACUGAUCGACUCUACCGUAGCGAUGGCGUUUGUGAUCUCUGAACACUAUGGCCGGUCUCACCAGCUGUUCCUCAACGCCUCUACUUUGACGUCCGAUAAUCUCCGAUACCGUGCAACCCCCAUCUUUUUGGCGGUCGACAGUCUGCGCAGUUAAUUUAUAAGGAAACUAAAAAGCAACAAAUUGUAAAUUGGAGUAUCUACCAUAAAGCGGGCGGGUAAUGCUGGGGGGACCCACUGACGAGCCGACUCCCUCGCGGAUGUACAAUGCAGCGGCAGAAUAUCGACGAAACACGUGUGUAUGGUCUUUUGGCUAGUACCUGUGCUGUUGGUAUGGUAUCCCCCUAGCCUAAAUAUUAAAAAGACAACGUGACCAGGAGAAAGACGAGGUGUAAAAAGCAGACUUGUAAAGAAGGAAUCAAGGUUAGGGCAAGGAGAAUAAAAGGAGAUUGACAACUCUACUAAAACUGGACUGACGACAGCCAAUCAAGAAAGGGAGCGAGGGACUAAAUACGAAUGUAUUAGAAAAAAAAUGAAGAAAAGGAGGAGGAAAGUGGAGGAGAAGCAGGGGAAUACGAAUAAGGUGGGUGAGAAAUAGGAGACAAGUAUGGCGCGAGGGAGAAUUAGUAGAGUAGGACGACGAUGAUGACGAUGCUGCUGCUGGUGAUGAAGAAGAAGAGGAAGAAGAAGAAGAAGAAGAAGAAGAAGAAGAAGGAGGAGGAGGAGAUGAUGAUGAUGAUGAUGAUGAUGAUGAUGAUGAUGAUGAUGAUGAUGAUGAUGAUGAUGAGGAUGAUGAGGAUGAUGAUGAUGAUGAUGAUGAUGAUGAUGAUGAUGAUGAUGAUGAUGAUGAUGAUGAUGAUGAUGAUGAUGAUGAUGAUGAUGAUGAUGAUGAUGAUGAUGAUGAUGAUGAUGAUGAUGAUGAUGAUGAUGAUGAUGAUGAUGAUGAUGAUGAUGAUUGCGUGGUCCCCCAAACGAGCCACACGGUAGAUUCGCUGAACCAACACAAGGGCCAUAUCAGAUUCUGGAAGGCGUUAUCGAAUUUGCGAACCAUAAUAAAUGCCGACAUUUCGUGGUGCGGUGUCAGACCCGGUUGCCGGCAGACGUCGCACACACUGCGACCCCAGCCGUCCCCUUGUUUUUUUGGUCGAAAACCUGGUCAUUUGUUGUGUGGACCAGGGUGUGUGGAGUAUAGCGCCAAGGUGCGGGCUCAACCAUGCUAUCCACCUACGUCUUCACCGCCUCCGGUCUUCUUGACUGUGUAUUGACACCAGGUCAAUGUCGGGGAGGAGGAGAAGGAGGAGGAGGAGGAGGAGGAGGAGGAGGAGGGGGAGGAGGAGGGAGUGUGGCAGAUACUUCGCAAGUCUACUAGCACUAUAAACUAA